AUGAACUCAGCCACAGUCACACUACCGUUCACAGCAGCACAAUCUGGCGGCGCUGUCGUGGGCGGCCUUUGCGAAGGUAUGCCGGGCCACUUUGCGCUUGCAGCGGACGUGCAUUCAAUGCAAAUGGGCCUGCCUGGCCCGGGCCCGGGCAAGUCGGUGAGCUACGGUCGCUUCUCAGCCUAG
This is a messenger RNA of Cordyceps militaris CM01, 183 nucleotides long. RefSeq lists its product as uncharacterized. The record is from RefSeq and is a predicted model, not a curated record. The transcript has 2 exons. Lineage: Eukaryota; Fungi; Ascomycota; Sordariomycetes; Hypocreales; Cordycipitaceae. Bases 1 to 183 code for a protein of 60 amino acids.